CCCGACAGCCCAGAGCUCCUCACACACACACACACUCACUCACUCACACACUCACUCACUCACUCACACCCUCCUCCCAGCUCACCUCCUCCCACCCCCACCAUGGCUGACGCCUGCUGCUCCGGGGCCUGUGUUCCAGCUGCGUCCACCAUGUCCAUCUGCUCCAGUGACAGGAGCUAUGGCAGCCGAACCUGCCUGCCCAGCGCUUAUACCGGCUCCUCCUGGGAGGUGGACGACUGCCCUGAGAGCUGCUGUGAGCCUCCCUGCUGCACCUCUACUUGCUGCCAGCCCACCUGUGCCCCCACCUGCUGUGUCCCGGUCCCCUGUCUAACCCUCAUCUGCACCCCUGCGGCCUGUGGGUCCAGCUCCUGCCAAUCAGUCUGCACCAGCUCCUGUGAACCCUCCUGCUGCCAGCAGGCUAGCUGCCAGCCUGCAUGCUGCACACCCUCCCCCUGCCAGCAGGCCUGCUGUGUACCUGUCUGCUGCAAGCCUGUCUACCGCAAGCCCGUCUGCUGUGUGCCAGCCUGCUGUGGGACUGCCCACUGCUGUGUUCCCUCCUGCUGCCAGCAGUCUAGCUGCCAGCCUGCAUGCUGCACACCCUCCCCCUGCCAGCAAGCCUGCUGUGUGCCUGUCUGCUGCAAGCCUGUCUGCUGCAAGCCUGUGUGUUGUGUACCCAUGUGCUCUAGGGCCACCCCCUGCCGAUCCUCCACAUGCUGCCAGCCCCUUCCCUGCACCCCCUCCUGCUGCAAACCCUCUUCCAGUGUGUCCGUCAUCUGCCGCCCCGUGUGCAAGCCCACCUGCUGUGUGCCCACCUCCUCCUGCUGUGCCCCCAUCUCCUCCUGUGUGUCCCUGCUCUGCCACCCUGUGUGCCCCCGCCCAGCCUGCUGUGGCCCCUCAUCUGGGCAGACAUCCUGCUGCUGGUCAGGAUCAUCCCCCAGGGCCAAAUAGGCAGCAUGAGCUAUCUCCACCCUGCUGGCCUCACAGCACCUUCAAGAUUUAACCCCGCACAAGCUUUGGUUCGAGGCUCAGUGUGAAGGUUAGCUGACCUCAUACCCCAGCAACCACCAUUCAGCCCAUCUGACUUCUCAC
Molecule: messenger RNA, 1089 nt
Organism: Loxodonta africana (African savanna elephant)
Lineage: Eukaryota; Metazoa; Chordata; Mammalia; Proboscidea; Elephantidae
Product: keratin-associated protein 10-3-like
Exons: 2
Coding region: 103-948 (281 amino acids)
Cellular component (GO): keratin filament
Source: RefSeq, a predicted model, not a curated record